Periconia digitata is the source of this 817-nucleotide messenger RNA. NCBI's taxonomy places the organism in Eukaryota, Fungi, Ascomycota, Dothideomycetes, Pleosporales, Periconiaceae. The record is from the annotation of a GenBank genome assembly.
CAAUUGAGGCCAGUACAUACAGGAUUCGCCUACAUCUCACCAAGCACAGAUAGUAGGAGCUGGUUCCAGCCUGGCAUAACCUCGCUGAGCGUAAGAUUGCAACCUUCCAAACCAAGCCCUUCUCACUCUCCAGAGACAAAAAAAAUCAUCUCUCUACCAGGCAAGCGAAGAACCAAACUGACAACGCGCAUAAAUCUCAUCCUUGACAUGAACACAGACCGGUCCAUCUACCGCGGCAAUUGAUCAGAAGGCCCCCCUACCACGACUCAGAUAGCGCUGCUUCCCUGAUCCUCAGUAUAGUCUGCAAAUCUCAUUUAGCAAAUUCACGAUAUUGGAUCUGUAUGUUCGAGGGUUCGAGACGAGGGUUCCCACGUCCGAGCGUAUCACAUAGUGAGACCCCCCCUGAACAUGCUUGUUUUGGAUUGGAAAAGUGCUUGUGAAAAGUAAAAUCGCUCGGUCAGAUACGCCGGGUAGUCAAGCUUUAUCCGAUAUAUAAGACUACUCUUGUCAACCUUAUAUGAAUACGCAUCUCACCACCCUCCCCACAAAAAGAGCAUCACACUCGUUGUUUAAAAUAUCUCCAUCGCUACGCUCUUUUUCGUCAUAUUUUGAAUUUUAAUUUACAGCCGUGAGCUUAUUCCUGCCUGUCCGAAUCUUUUCCAUCAUGUACUUCGCCAACUCCCUCUUCGCCGCUACUCUGGCUUUCUUAGCUUUCGGUCAAGCUCAAGCAGUCUGCAAAUGGGACAAAUGCUGCUACACAAAUCACGACGGUCCGGGAGCCUGCCCUGUAAGCAACUCUCCCCUACUCACAACAUAA